UUAGUGCCCCAAAAAUUGCCGUUUUGUAUUUUAAAUUUGAUUUCGAAGCUGACCAUUUGGUAGCAGUGUGAGUGAUGCAAUUAUGGCCGAAACGGCAACCGGAGCCGGAGCCCCCGGCACCGCAAACUUCGAGAUGGUCCAAACAGGCAAAGCCGGCGAAGCCAGUCCGCUCGCCCGUCAGCAAUGUGGGCCUGUACAAGGCCAUCUUCUACAGCAACAUUGGGUCCUUCCUCUUCGGGAUCGCCGUGGGCUGGUCAGGAGCGGCGGAGAAGUCGGUGAUGGAGCAGCACUCCUAUGACUUUCAGCCCACGGCGGGUGAAUGGAACGGCGUGUGCAGCCUGUUGACCUUGGGGGCGGCGGUUUGGUGUGUGCCCAUGGGGUUCCUUUCGCGCUCCUGCGGCUGCCGGCGCACCAUCAUCCUCCAACUGGUGCCCAACACCCUGGGCUGGAUCCUCUUGGUCUUCGCCCGAAGCAUCCCCAUGCUGUACGCCGGUCGCUUCGUCCUGGGAAUGUGCGGCGGUGCUCACUGCGUGGUGGUUCCCAUCUACAGCGCCCAAAUCAGUCCGACUAAAAAACGCGGGGCAAUGGGUGUGGUCUUUCAGGGGGCCUGCAUUUGCGGCGUGAUCUACAGCUUCCUGAUGUCCAUUGUCCUCGAGCUGUGGAUCAUCCACUGCCUGACCCUGUGUCUGCUCGCCCUGGGCCUGCUGCAGUUGCUCAUGCCGGAGUCGCCGGCGUACUAUGUGGACCGGGGUAACAUUCCGCGGGCGGAGGCCUCGCUGCUCUUCCUGCGCGGCAAGAAGUACGACACCAAGCGGGAGCUCGACCAUCUGACGCGGAAACCCACGCGGAGUGAGCAGGACGUGCGCCAAGGACCGCUGCAGGGCUUCAAGUAUAAGAAAAUACGAAGGAGUCUGGCGCGGAUCUUGACGCUCGCCGUGCUCCAGAAGCUGUGUGGAGCCCUGAUCUUCAUCUUCUAUGGCCAGGACAUGCUGGAAUGCCUCCAGAUUCGCCGCGAAUACGGAGCAGUCCUGGGCGCAGGGGUGACCAUCGGGUUUUUCAUCUGUUUUUUUCUGGUGGAUCGAGUGGGUCGCCGGCCACUGCUGAUCUUCUCUUCGGCCGCGGUCUUUUUGUCGUCCAUUUUCCUGGGACUGUACUUCAAGAUCUGGAUGCAGUUGGGUGACGCCACACUGUCCUGGAUCGCCCUCUUCUUCAUCGUUCUGUUCGUUUGCUCGUACAGCGCCGGAGUGGGAUCGCUCACCUGGCUGCUCAACGUGGAGCUGGUGGUGAGGCACAUGCAACCCGUGGGCUGCUCCAUUGUCUGCGCCUGCAACUGGUUGACCGCCUUCUUCGUCAUCUGCUGGUUCACCUGCCACGAGGUCAAGUGCCAGCCAUACCUCUUCCUCCUGUUCGCCAUCGUCUCGGUCUUCAUCACGCUCUUCGCCCUGGUCUACAUCCCCGAAACCAGGGGCCUGUCCUCCGGGAAGAUCCAGCAGCGGCUGGGCGGGAUCAUGAACCGACCGUCGGCGGUCAUCUUCACAUCCAGCAGCGACUCGUCUAACUCCUAGU
Messenger RNA from Drosophila rhopaloa, 1566 nucleotides. It is a transcript of the gene Glut3, whose product is annotated as glucose transporter type 3. Gene Ontology annotation, molecular function: sugar transmembrane transporter activity. Gene Ontology annotation, biological process: transmembrane transport; carbohydrate transport. The transcript has a single exon. Lineage: Eukaryota; Metazoa; Arthropoda; Insecta; Diptera; Drosophilidae. Gene Ontology annotation, cellular component: membrane. The coding region runs from base 75 to 1565 and encodes 496 amino acids. The record is from RefSeq and is a predicted model, not a curated record.